Mesorhabditis spiculigera is the source of this 747-nucleotide messenger RNA. Lineage: Eukaryota; Metazoa; Nematoda; Chromadorea; Rhabditida; Rhabditidae. The record is from the annotation of a GenBank genome assembly.
AUGCGAGCUACAGUUUUGUGUUUAUUGAUUGGUUCUGUUCGCGCAGUGGGAACGCCUGGAGUUGAUGACGGCCUAACCCCGAUGAUGGGCGAUGGUGGAUCGCUUGGACCGGGCCGAAGUGGUUUUGCCAAUCCUGGGGGAUCAAAUUUUGGCCCUCCAAUCGCCGAGAAUCAAGAUUUCGGAGGCGCCAAUCCAUUUCAGCAAGGCCCGCGGCCAAGUUUCGAUUACGAUACCUUGGGCGGUUUCGAUGGGAUGGGCGGAGGAGGACCAGGCGGUCCGCUUGAACCAUAUUUGGCGACUCUCCGUGGCUUCUGGAACCCCAUCACCAGGCACCAUUUUAUCCAUUCUGAUCCGGCCGUGUUCCUUCGGAAUGCGGGAGGGGUCAGCGGUGGAUCUCAUCGUAUUAUCAGCAUGCAAGCAUUCAGCAUGAACCAAGGAAUGCUGCGCCAGAUGUGCCCAUCAUUGGUUCAGCUCCAGAGUUUGAAACGCAAUGGUGCUCAGCUGCUCAUUGCAAAUCCGAUGCAGGCACAGAUGGGGCGUAUGAAUGGAUGGGUCCCCACUGCACCUGCCGGAAUGUGCUCGAGAACGAGAGCAUGCGGAGCCGUCCUCCCAAUGGUCUCGGCAAGGCGAACGAAUAUGAAUGAAGACUACAUCCACUUCUCCUCGCCCCAAGACAUGAACCAAUACCUCCGAACGCAUAACGAUUACGCUCCGUCGGGUCGGGGUGUCAUUUGUUGGGUGUGGCCG